AUGGUCAACACAAGCACCGUGGUGACGGCAUCAGUCGCAACCAUCGCGACAGGCCUCGUCGCAUACGCCGCAUACUUUGACUACAAGCGACGAAGAGACGCCGAGUUCCGCCGCAACCUGAGAAGGAACGAGCGCAAGCAGGUGCGCGCCGAGAAGGAGGAGGCCGAGGCCUCAACACAGCGGCUGCGAAGCCUCAUCAAGGCCAAGGUCGACGAGGCCAAGGAGGAGGGCUUCCCUGCCGGCGUGGAGGAGCGGGAGGCCUUUUUCAACGAGCAGGUCAUGACGGGCGAGAUGCUGAGCCAGGAUCCUUCUAAGAUGAUUGAUUCUGCGCUCGCCUUCUACAAGGGCCUCAAGGUGUAUCCUGCUCCCGGCGACCUGAUCAAGAUCUACGACAGCACCGUUCCCAAGCCCAUAUUAGACAUUCUGGCCGACAUGAUUGCGUACGACGGCGACAUCAUGGUCCGCACCCGUCCCUCAUCCUCGGGCCCCAUCAACCUGGGCGAGAUUCCCAACGUCGGCCUCGACUAAGCCAAUACUCACGAGGUCUCAAUCGACGAAACGGAACAAAAGACUCUUGACAUAAAAUCACAGUCUCCGCUCCACUCAACUGGAAAACACACAAAAAGGAGGAAGGAGAAAAGAGGUGAAAUCCAUCACUUUUCC
Trichoderma reesei QM6a is the source of this 663-nucleotide messenger RNA. RefSeq lists its product as uncharacterized. Lineage: Eukaryota; Fungi; Ascomycota; Sordariomycetes; Hypocreales; Hypocreaceae. The record is from RefSeq and is a predicted model, not a curated record. Gene Ontology annotation, molecular function: transmembrane protein transporter activity. Gene Ontology annotation, cellular component: mitochondrial outer membrane; mitochondrial outer membrane translocase complex. Gene Ontology annotation, biological process: protein targeting; protein import into mitochondrial matrix; tRNA import into mitochondrion. The coding region runs from base 1 to 528 and encodes 175 amino acids. The transcript is spliced from 4 exons.